Betta splendens (Siamese fighting fish) is the source of this 1778-nucleotide messenger RNA. RefSeq lists its product as uncharacterized. The transcript has 7 exons. Gene Ontology annotation, biological process: positive regulation of hippo signaling. Gene Ontology annotation, cellular component: cell junction; plasma membrane. The coding region runs from base 130 to 858 and encodes 242 amino acids. Lineage: Eukaryota; Metazoa; Chordata; Actinopteri; Anabantiformes; Osphronemidae. The record is from RefSeq and is a predicted model, not a curated record.
UCGCCGCUUCCUUUCUCUCGCCCUCCCUCUCCUGCACGGAGCUGCAGUAUAUGAGCCGGUCUCCUGGGUCUAGCUCCACUGCAGUGUAGAGAAGGGCUCGGUGGCUGUCGUAAUAGGAUGCGCUGAAGGAUGGUGCACCAGGAGAAACGCAUUUACCAGGCCCAGAGGAAUGAGAGAGAGUCCAUCAGGCAGAGACUUGCCCUCGGCAGUUUCUAUGACGACGAGCCCGUCAUCUACACCAGCUGCAGCAAAAACGGCCCUUCCUCCCGGCUGCAGAGUGGGGUGAACCUCCAGGUGUGCUUUGUCAAUGACAGCAGCAGUGACAAGGACAGUGAUGCUGAGGACAGCAGGACAGAGAACAGUUUGGACACGCCGCUGUCCCCUGUGAGCAAGCAGAGCUCUUUGUUAUCGGACCGGGACACGGCGGAGGAGGACUCGGACCCGUUGGACGACUGCAGCGGGUUCUGGCGGGUGCAGCGGCGCCUGCAGGAGGAGGCCCGGGUGGCGCUGGCUCUCGCUCGACCGAUGGCCCGCAUGCAGGUGGAGGUGGAGAGGCAGAUCCAGCUGCACAGACGUUCGCCCGUGGCCGACCUGCUUCCCCACCUGCCUCACAUCAGCGAGGGUUUGAUGAAGCGAAAUCUGAGGCAAGGAGACAUGAGGGACAUGAGCCUGGGCCAGUUGCAGGUCAUCACCAAUGACUUGCACUCGCAGAUUCAGAGUCUGAACGAGGAGCUGGUGCAGCUGCUGCUGAUGAGGGAUGAGCUGCACGUGGAGCAGGACGCCAUGCUGGUGGACAUAGAGGACCUGACCAGGCACAGCCACCAGCAGCACCAGGCGGAGAAGGCGGCCUCCAAGUAAGCGGCCCCCCUCCCCCAGCCUCCCGCUCCACCGGGCUGCCGCCAGCGUCAUCAGUGAAUCUCCACCCGCGCCCGACCCCGGCGCACAGUAUUUACGCACACAUUGCACCACGGGAGGUCGUCCGACAGACAUCUACUCGAAGCUGCGCGGUCUCGGCUGUCGGACGCGGGCCCGGUUAUGUUUGUGCAGGCUUCUCACUUCCACUCAGGAUGAAUAAUCACGGCGUAUAUUUCAUGUAUUGCACAUUUAUGAUUUUGCACAGUUCCCUCACGUAUGUUACUCCUCGUUUGACUGAACGUCCCCUGCACACAUUUGUUUAAUCAUUCUCACACUAAUAGCACUGUGUCAUCACUGUUUAGCUGUGCAGUAGAAAAUGAUAAACACUGUAUCUGUGCAGCUUCGUUUCCCACUUGUGUUUUAAUGCUGCUGCUGCUGCAGCCUCACGACAGACACUUUAAACACAAAAUGAUAUUACUGUACCUGUUCUCACCUGCUUUAAGUAUAUUUAGAACUAUAUUUGCUAGACAAAUGAGUUGUUGCCGUUUGUGCUGUGCUCAAAGUGAGAAGAUGUGGUUUCAACAGUAUUUUAGGUUACAAAUUGGUAAAACUAAAAAAAAAGGCUGAAGGCAUGUUCCUAGUUCCUGCAGCCUCUAAGUAGAAAUAUGCAAUUAAUUUCAGUUAUGCUUAAUUUGAAGACCAACCUGACAAUGAUAAAUAUAUUUUAUCUGUUUUAAUGCUUUAUGACUAAGUAAAAAUUAUUUAAAGGAGGAAGAGUGGGGUUUUUUGGUCCGGCUGUGGUUAGAUGUUAUCACUCAGCUUUUUAUGAAUGUCACACAUUUAUUUUCUAUGGUUCGCUUUGUUGAUAAAUGUACUUUAUGAUUGUAAAACAAAACAACAAUAAAUGUUUUUGAGCGUGUGAA